GCGUGGUGCCCGCUCUGCCCGUGGCCACGUGGGUCACGUGGGCCCCCUGGGUCACGUGGUCUGCCCGCGUGCGCGCCGGCAGCGUCUGCGUCUGCGUCAUCGACGAGCUCGUCUGUGACGUCCGCUGAUGGAAGUCACUCUCACUGGGUUCCACUUGGAGCAAAGCUUCUCUGCCCAUCAGGAGGGGAGUGCCCAGUUCACUCUGCUGGCCGACUACUACAACAGGCAGCUGUCUGGCUGGGAGCCCUUUGUGGAGCGCUGGCCGGCGCAAGUUCAUUGGUUCACGGAGCCGGCCAAUCAGAUGCACCCGUCACGGCAGAUCGUCAAGGUGACGGCGAAGGAGAGGCUCUACGUGAACAUCACCUCCAGCCUCAUCGCUGUGUUCCAGACGACAAAGAGUGUUUGGUUCCCGGGCCCUGAAGACCAAGAUGGCCGCUCGCCCAACCAGGGGAAAUCAGCGUCGCUCUCGCAGUCUCGGAGUCGCAGUUCAGCUGCACUGACCUCCAUGGACAGGAGCGGCACUGAGAGAGUGGGCCCCAGGGGCCGCAAGCGGCUGGUGCCGUUUAUCCUGCGAAACGAGACGGGGUGCCCCCUUAGCUUCUACACUCGCACCACCACCGCCAACCGUGCUGCCCUGGCCCGCUCCCAGAGCGACCUGAGCCCCCCACACCACCCCCACCAUCAGCAGCCCGCGGUGGGCGGGGCCACCACGGUGGUGGGCGGGGCCACCACGGUGGUGGGCGGGGCCACCACGGUGGCGGGCGGGGCCACCACGGUGGCGGGCGGGGCCACCACGGUGGCGGGCGGGGCCACCACGGUGGUGGGCGGGGCCACCACGGUGGUGGGCGGGGCCACCACGGUGGAGGGCGGGGCCACCACGGUGGUGGGCGGGGCCACCUCGGUGGUGGGCGGGGCCACCACGGUGGUGGGCGGGGCGUCUGUGUGGACCCGCGUGGCUCCGGGCGAAGAGGUCCCCUUUGAGUUCCACGCUCAGGAGAAGCAGAGACACCGACAGACCCACGAGGUGCGUCUGCGCCAGUUGGCGGUGCGAGUGGACGGCUGGCAGGAGAUGGAGCCCAUCUCCGUGGAUCGCGUCGGAGUUUACUUCAGACACGCAGCGGCCGACACGACGCGCACAGCCUCCCACGUUGGGAGCUCCUCCAGCCAAAUCCUCCACCCACAGAUUUACUUCUCCUCACUACCCCCGGCACGUGUGGUGCUGUCGGUGGUGCUGGACGCCGUAGCCGGCACUGUGGUGACGGUCCGAUCCUCGCUGCUGCUGCACAAUCACCUCCACCGCGCCGUGCAGAUUCGCAUGGACAGCCCCUCGGCACCAGACAAGCCGGUGGUGCUCCCCGUGUUGCCGGCCAGGGGCUCCGUCCCCAUCCCCCUCCACCUCGCCUCCUGGCGCCUACAGGUGCGGCCUAGCGGCGCAGGCUUCCACUACUGCCGCGUGCCCAUCCACUGGACUAGCGCCGUCACCACCUCCUCCUCCACCUCCUCGUCCACCUCCUCGUCCUCCUCAUCGUCGUCGUCUGCGGCUGGAGGCAAGGCUGCUGCUGCUGCUGCUGCUUCUUCCGGCGGUGGUGGCGGCGGUGGUGGCGGUGGUGGCGGUGGUGGCAGUGGUGGCGGUGGGUUAGGCAUCGUGCACGCCAGCAGUCGCGAGUGUCUCAGCAUCAGCGGGGAUAAAGAGCUGACGCACAGGUUCGUGGUGGCAAUCCGUGAGGAUCCCUUCCCAGCGGAGGCCUGGGCAGCCGGCCAGCCGCCAUUCCCGUACCCAGGCCACACGCUGCUACUGCUGCCCACCCUCGUCCUCACCAACCUCCUGCCCUGCGAACUCACCUACUACCUCAAGGGGCUACCAGUACGUGGGGUUCUCUCUCCGGGCCAGGAAGCUGCGCUUGAGUCGGCCGACACUUCACAGAACAUCGAACUGGGGGUGGAGCUUGAGAACUUCCCGCGCUGCAAGGAGCUGCUGCUGGUACCGGGAGCCGCCGGCGGCGCCGGUGGCUCCUCCUCCUCCUCCUCCUCCGGCGCCGGUGGCUCCGGCGGUGGCUCUGGCGGUGGCUCCGGCGGUGGCUCCGGCGGCUCGGUGCCGGCUUGGCGCGCUGAGCGAGUGGCUCAGCUGCGAGCGUUCGACACCCGGAAUCGGCGCUUACUGCUCACGGUGCGCGUCGCCAGUGUGACACACGGAGCCCGGCACGUGCUACUGUCCGCUCCCUACUGGCUCCUCAACAAGACCGGCCUGCCCCUGGUGUUCCGCCAGGAAGGCGUCCGUGGUGCCGACGCCGCGGCCGGGCAGUUUGAGGAGCACGAAGUCGCCCGGAGCCUCACGCCACUCCUCUUCAGCUACGCUGACCGGGAGCAGCCACACCUGUGCAGCAUGCGGCUGGGCAGGGGCCUGCACCCCGAGGGAGUCCCAGCCUGGUCCCACUCCUUCUCGCUGGACGCCGGCUCGGGCGUACGCACACUCACUGUGCUACAGGCGGAGAACCGUCCGGGGCUGGUGUACUACAUCGGCAUCAUUGUGCGCAAGGCCCGUGGACGCUUCCGUGACACGCAGCUGGUCACCUUCACUCCCAGAUUCCUCGUCACCAACCACUCCAGACACUCACUCAGCUUCGCACAGAGAGAGUUCACCCAGGGCGGCCGUGCUCAGCCGGCGCCGGUGUCGGCGCUGCCGGGCGCCAGCCUGGUGUACCACUGGCCCCGCUGCGACCUCGAGCAACUGCUCUGCGUCCGCCUCUCCCCACCGCCGCCGCACCAGCAGCACCAGCAGCAGCAACAGCAGCAGCAGCAGCAGCAACAGCAGCACCAGCAGCAGCACCAGCAGCAGCUGCAGCAGCAGCAGCAUGGUGGUGGUGGCGGUGGUGGCGGUGGUGGUGGUCCGUGCAGCUUCCUGCGUGUGGAGGUGGCUCUCCGUGAUGCCACCUUCCACGCGGAGUUCCUCGACACUGACUGCCUCCCUCCUCCAUACCGCCUGGAGAAUCACUCCCUGGUGUCCGUGGUCGUGUCCCAGCUGGGAGCCGGCGAGUCUCCCCGCUGGCGCUUGGCCCCCGGCGCCAGCGUGGCCUAUGCCCCCGAAGAGCCCUGUCUGCCGCCCGUGGUGCUGGUCAGCGUCAGCGGCGCUGCCUCACGCUCCUCUCGCGGUGCCGUCAGACUGGACGACCCCGGCACCCAAGGCGUGCAGCUGUACUACGAGAAUUACAUCUAUGUCACGGCCAGUUACACCUUCACCGGUGCGGGUGACGCGGUGCUCGCGGGCAGCUGGAGUGACGUGAGUGGCCAGCAGCUGGUGCUGGACGUGCCGCCCCGGUCACGUGCUGUCGUCCUGCGCCGGAAGGAGUCUGGCAAGCGCUCCCAGCUGUGGCGCAUGACGAGCGACGGGCUCCUCCAGCACGAGGGCUCCUCCCUGCCGGACUCUCAGGCGCUCGACUCGCUCGGCCCUCGUCACCACCACCACCAGCAGCAGCAGCGGCAGGGCCGGGCGGCAGAAUCGGCGCUGGUGCUGGACAUUGCUGGGCUCGCCCCUGUCACCAACAACAGCUUCGAGCCCUUGAUGAUUCGCAAGGUGGACGCUAGGAGGCGCACGACCCAGACUUGGUACUUCCGUGAUGGCAGACUUACUUGCGGGUUUCCUGGACUCGUCGUGCAGGUGGAGGGUGGGGUGGAGUCUCUGUGCGACUCCACCCCAGUGGUGCUGGGCCCGGCUGCCCCCUGGCCCCUGUUUGCUGGCUCCCCCGUGGAUGCCGCCCAGGCGUUUGGCUACAGCAAGCUGAGGGCCGGCUCGGGGGCACUCAGUGUGCACGUGACCCUCAGUGGGCCAACUCGCGUCCUGCAGGUGAUGGACAUGUCUCAUCGCAAGCCGGGUCAUGGAUCACAGGACCAGAGGGAGUCGACCUCCCCCACCACCUCCACCACCUCCUCCACCUCCACCUCCUCCUCCACCUCCUCCUCCACCUCCUCACACCUCAAGCCCUCAGCUUCCUCCUCUCCUCUUCGCGACUUGGAGGUGAGCGUGUCGCUGGUGAGUGGCGUGGGAGUGUCGCUGGUGAGCGUGGCGCCCGAGGAGUUGGUGCUCGCCAGCCUGAGCGGCAUCGCCGCACGGCUCACUCGCAGCGCCAGCGAGCACUCACUGGACAUCAGCAUCUCUCACGUGCAGGUGGACAACCAGCAGUGUGACGCUGUACGGGAGGUCAUGCUGAGUGUCCAGCCCGGGCGAGACGGUGACACUGGCAGGCUACCAGCGGUGCAGCUGAGCAUCGUCCAUCUCCCCAGUGACAACGCCUCCACCAGCAUCUACAAGAGGCUCAUGGUGAGCGUGCGAGCGAUGAGCGUCAACCUGGAGGAGAAGCUGCUGCUGAAGCUGCUGCAGUUCUUCGGAUACGGAGACAAGGAGGGAGACGGGGAGUGUGGCGACAGUGGUUGGCUGGACGCCCAGUCUCUGGAGCGGACGGGGAAGCUCACAGCCGCCCGCCACUACUUUGAGAUCCUCAAAAUCUCCAUGCCUCUGAUGCAUCUGAGCUUCUACACGAGCCCAGACCUGCCACGUGAGCUGAAGGUGCUGAAGUCUCGCCUGGGUGUCCGCUUUGUGCGCUUCGAGCACGCCCGUGUGGAGAUGGAGCCCUUUGCCAGGAUGCACCCCUACGAGACGCUCGACAGCCUGCUGGCCAGCGUGGUCAAACACUACCGUGAGGAGCUGAUGGGCCAGGCGGUGGCCAUUCUGGGCUCGGUGGACUUCCUGGGCAACCCGGUGGGUCUCUUGAACGACGUGACGGAGGGGAUGAGCGGCCUUCUGCGACACGGCAACGUGGGAGGACUCAUUCGCAACGUCACCCACGGAGUCUCCAACUCCACCGCAAAGGUCACCGGGUCUCUGUCGGACGGCCUGGGCCAGCUGAUGGACGCCCGGCACCAAGCGGAGAGGCAGCAGAUCAGGCAACAGGCAGCCAUCAGUGGGGAGCACCUGGUGGCUGGGAUGUACGGCCUGGUGCAUGGCAUCAUGGGUGGGCUGACGAGCGUGGUGACGGCUACGGUGGACGGCGUCCGUGCCGAGGGCGCCGUGCGAGGGCUCCUGGCCGGCCUCACGCGGGGAGUCGUCGGCACGGUCACCAAGCCCCUGGCUGGGGCCCUCGACUUCGCCUCGGAGGCCGCACAGGCGGUGCGGGACAGUGCCAGCACCGCUCCGCCACACCGCUCUCUACGUCGUCUUCGUCCUCCGCGCUGCUGCCAGGGCCCAGGAGGCCUCCUGGCGCCGUUCUCACUCAGCCUGGCAGAGGGGCAGCAGCAGCUACAGCGUCUCACUCAGUCACG
This is a messenger RNA of Petromyzon marinus (sea lamprey), 5313 nucleotides long. The record is from RefSeq and is a predicted model, not a curated record. NCBI's taxonomy places the organism in Eukaryota, Metazoa, Chordata, Hyperoartia, Petromyzontiformes, Petromyzontidae.